UAGAUCACUAUCCCACUGAGUUCAGUUCAGAGUAGACAGCAAUUUUCAAGUAGAUAAAUAAAGAUAGAUAAGAACGUAAUGCACAUCUGUCCGUGAUGAUCCCGGUCCUGACUGGGAGAAAAAGAUGCGUCAGUUCACAAUACCAAUGGAUGGAUGGACAGAAAGAGGUGAAGAAAGAACAGAAAGAGGACAACGACUUCGUAACAUGCGCCUUUGACAACCCGGGCUUGACAAGGUGAGGAGGCAAUGCAACAAAAAGGUGAAGGUGGCACCAAUUUACAUCAAGCAGAAGUUACAUUUUGGAGACCAGAGAAAAAAAUUCAUUCAAGUGUAUAUAAUCAGCAAGUAUGUCAAGCUAUCUAGACACUUCAAGUCAUGAAUCAUCGCGUAGAAGAACGACAGAAAGCCAAAAAGAUCUUCCUGAAGUCCAGGAGGAACUCAAAUUUGACGAGGAUAAUGUAUCAUCCAGAAAUUGGUUCACAUUUAUGUUUUCCUGUCCAAUACAAAAGCACAUGUCAACAAUAGAGGUGUUCACAUUUUGGUCAGCCAUUCUGGUGUACUUUCCGAUUGGAGUUUUGUCCAUGCUUGAUGCAAAAACUCCCUCCAUGAUAUUUAGAAUUCAAAGUGGAAAAUAUAGUGAUGGAAUAGCAAGAAUAUCAGGAAUGCAAACUGCAGUUGUGGCAUUUCUUCACAUUAUUUUCUCAAGAGCAAGUCCCUGCAUCUCAUCCAACUGUAUCAUCCUCGCAACUGUAUUUGAAAGAAUUGUGAUUGUGAAUAGUUUAUUAUUCUUAAUACUUUGGCAGCAGCUUGUUCCAGUUCAGUUUUUGUUAUCUGUCAUGAUAAUGGACACAGGCCUGUCAAUCAUCAUCACUGUAUUGUGGUUUCAUGAAUCUGAAGUUGCUUCUAUAGGAAAGUUUUUCAGUAACAUAAUCCAAGUAAUGUCACUUGAUGAGCCUUCAUCACAUUAUUCUUCCAGGGCUGUUCAGAUGCUAGGUCUUGUACAACUGUUUCUUGGAUCUCUCAUGGUUGCACUCCCAAACCUAAUCAAUCAGCUUUUAUACCUCAAUGCCAAUGAUUUAGAUGGUCAUUCUCAAGGUUUGUUGUCAGUUUGCCACAUGACGACAGCUGUAGUUGGUUGUAUUCACUUCUUUUCUGGGGGAGCUGACAGCAAGGCAUAUAAUAUUGCUUCCAUAUUUUAUCGUGUGGUUCUUAGUAUUCCUUUCCUUGUUGUCUUAGGGAUGCUGAAUCAGAUUCCAUUUACCUUAAUGGGAUACUUUGUAUGUCUUGAUGCUAUCAGUCUUUUAGUUGUUUCUCUUUCCCUUUGUUUUGAUACAAAUUAAACUACCGCUGACUGAACAGUUACUACAUUUUUCAAUUGAUCUGCAAGGAGCAAGGAGUUGUACUCAUGGCGAAUCUUCUAAACCAUGGAAUAUUAAUGCUAGAACUUAAUUAAUGGGAGAUUCAUAUAUAUCACAUUUCACAUGGUCUCAAUGUGCUUUAUAUUUAUGACCAGUGGAGGACUUUAUGGGCUGUACAUUAAGGUGUUAUUAGCGACCAUGCAGCUUACAAUCAUGAGUGAAUCAUUAGUAGAUUAGUGUCAUGCCUCCAAAUUGGGGUAUGCUGUUGAACCAGGAGACAAUCCACAGAACUCAAUUCUUUCCAGAAAAAUGAUUCUAUUUGGAGCCAAAUUUGCAUCCGGUUGAAAAAAAAAUGCUGAAAUGCCAAAACUUGUUUUCCAGGACAGAACAGAAGCCCUUAGCUAUUGACUAAUAAUGUAUGUUGGUAUCCAUAAAAUAGAAACUGCAAGGUUCUAAGCCUGAUAUGAAAAUCAAGAUAGAGUUUUAAAAUAUUCCAUGCUAAGUAUAGAAAAAAUCAUUUCAAUAGUUUUCAAAUGAUGACAAAUUUACAGUGUGACUACACCAACCAAGGCCACCCAGAUAAAUUUUCAUACAAACUAGCCAAUCACGAUUUAUGGGAAGCAUGGGUGGCAUAGCGGUGUGAGUGCUUGCCUCUCAUCAAUGCUCGAGUGCGAGCUCGAGUCCCGCCGGGAUCAGUAUUGUAUAUGAGUAGAGUUGUUUGUUGGUUCUCUCCUGUGCUUCGAGGGUUUUUCGGGUUCUCCGGUUUUCCUCCCUUGGCAAAAAUCAACUCCUAAAUUCCAAUUCGAUCACGGAAUGAGGGUCACAGGUUUGUUAGCCACUGGCUAUUAAGUGCUACCCUCAUAUAACAAGGACUGUUUAGUAUUUAAAUGAUAGAAUCUGUACACAUUUUCAUGAUUUUCCUUUAAAAGCAUAUAUUUUACUUCAUAUGAGUGUGUGAUGAUCAGAAGUGGUCAAAAAACAGUUUAAAUAAACCAGAAUUCAUCAAUUUGCCAAUUUGGUGUCAAGUGAUUUGUGAAUUUGCUUUCAAAUUUGUUUGGGUGGCCUUGGUUAAUGUAGUCGCACUGUAAAUUGUCAUCAUUUAAAAAACUAUUUCUUUAACUAUUUUGAAUUUGAUCUAUUCUAAUAAUUAUAAUUUAAAAAGUUAAAGUAAGAAAUGCCAAUAAAACGUUUGUGUCUA
Actinia tenebrosa (Australian red waratah sea anemone) is the source of this 2556-nucleotide messenger RNA. RefSeq lists its product as uncharacterized. NCBI's taxonomy places the organism in Eukaryota, Metazoa, Cnidaria, Anthozoa, Actiniaria, Actiniidae. The record is from RefSeq and is a predicted model, not a curated record.